AUGCUGGCACAACGACCGUCCUUUCGCGUCAUCGUCACCGCGGGCGCGGUGGCGUCGCUAAUCCUCUUCACCUUCCUUCUCUUCCUCGGCCGCGGUCCUCGCGAUAUCUCGUCUAAAUACGUCCUGAAAACGCCCUACAAGCCUGUUAAAGAGAAGCCCACAAAAGAGUGCCCGUCUCCGGCUCCCGUUCACAAUGAAACGUGGCAAUUUCAGACCGAACGCGAUGCCCUCAACUACGGGCUCUCGGAAGAGCAGUGCCUCAGUGCCUUCCCGAAACUGUUUCUUGAGAUCGACAAGUCGGUGGCGCAACGGCAACAACACAUCACUUUUGCCGAGCUGGAGUCUCGGACUGUCGAGGAUAACCAGGCCCGCGUGAUUGUGCAUAAGGGAGAGGUAUAUAUCGUUGAAUUCGGCGAGAUGACCAACACCGCGAGUCGCGCGCGUGCCACGCUCCUCGCUCUGCAACGGGCGCUGGAGGCUGUCCCGGACCGCCACUUGCUGCCGAGCAUCGAGUUCUUUUUCACAGCGUCAGACUGGCCACACGACCCCGAGUCCGGCCCGCCGAUCUUUUCAUAUACCAAACGUGAUGCACACAACGCCACUUGGCUGAUGCCCGACUUUGGAUACUAUUCCUGGCCCGAGGCGUCGAUCAGCACAUAUAACGAGGCGCGGCGGCGGAUGAUCGAGAUUGACGAAGGGGAGAUCAACGCCGAUGGCACGCGUUCGCCGGGGCUCGCGUUCCAGGACAAAAAGAAGCAAUUGAUUUGGCGUGGGAACGUUGAUACCAACAAGGAGAUCCGCGGCAAGUUAUUGGAGGCUUCCCAGGGCCAGAGCUGGGCCAGUGUCCACCAUUUCGUCUGGGGCAAGGACGAAGUUCUCCCGCUAGAGGACCACUGUCGGUAUAUGUUCGCCGCACAGACCGAAGGACACACCUACUCGGGCCGCGGCAAAUACUUGUUGAACUGCCGCAUGGUUCUUGUCGCGCACUCGAUGAUUUGGCGCGAGGCCCACCACGCGGCUAUGAUCGCGUCGGGCCCCGAGGCUAACUACGUUGAAGUCGGCACCGACUAUUCGGAUUUGCCCCGCAAGAUGGAGUUCCUCAUCGAUAACCCUGAGGUCGCUCAGCGCAUCGCCGAUAACGCCGUGCGCACCUUCCGUGAUCGUUAUAUCACUCCCGCCGCCGAGGCGUGUUACUGGCGCCACCUGAUCCGUAAGUACGCGUCUGUCUGUGACUUCAAGCCUUCCUUGACCCAGAUCAAGGACGGGAAGAAGGUGCCUCGUGCCACUCAUCUUGAGGACUGGCUUCUCCUGAAAACCAUGAUGAAAACAGACACACAACAGAAAAAGAAGGUAGAAAACAUCAAGACGGAAAACACUAAGACGGAAAACACGCAAAACAAGGAGCAGACCUGA
Penicillium alfredii is the source of this 1413-nucleotide messenger RNA. RefSeq lists its product as uncharacterized. The coding region runs from base 1 to 1413 and encodes 470 amino acids. The transcript has 2 exons. The record is from RefSeq and is a predicted model, not a curated record. NCBI's taxonomy places the organism in Eukaryota, Fungi, Ascomycota, Eurotiomycetes, Eurotiales, Aspergillaceae.